GCUAUUUCAUCACUAUCCAACUAAUAUCAUAAUAAGAAAAUUUCGAUAAGAGCUGUUUGCUAUGAAACUUAACUUUUCUGCACACCUAAAGAAAGGGGGCUUUGUAUUUUUAAAUAACUUUUGAUAAACGCAAGAUAGAGAGCUGCGGUCUUCACCGUUGGAAAGAGGAAAUGAAGAUGCAUCGAAUCGUAUACUAUUAGUUUUUUCUAAUAUGUUUUCUGAAGUUUUUAAUCAAUUUUCUAAAUGACGGAAACAUAGUUCUUUAUCAAAAAAAAAGCGAAAAAGUAUUUUUUUCAGAGGAAUUAUUAGAAAAUCUACUAGCUUCGACUCUAAUACCUAUAACUCCUAAAUGAUUAUAUCUAAACAUUUGAGCCUUGUACAGCCUUGUAGAUCCUCGAUUGGGGGUUUGAAAGCUAACUAAAUAAUUGAAAAUACAUUAUACACAACUCACAGGAUAGGUGUGUUUUCAAAAAUAUCGACUGAAACCGUUAAGUAAAACAGGUCAGAAAAACCUAUAUAAUUCGAUUCGAUGCAUCUUCAUCUCCUCUUUGCAACGGUGAAGACUGCAGCUCUCUACCAUGUUUCUAUCAAAAGUUAUUCAAAAAAUACCCAUCCACCUUUUUUGUGAAAAUGGCACUAGUAUUUUCAUAGCAAACAGCUCUUAUCGAAAUUUUCUUAUUAUGAUAUUAGUUGGAUAGUGAUGAAAUAGCAUAGAAAAAUAGAGCAUCGUUUUCUCUAUCAUCGCAUAAAAAAAGAAAAUUUCUUUGAGCUUUCUAUUCGGAAAUAAGGUAUCUCCGACAGAACUUUUGGAUUGACCUAAGUAUGUUGUCGUAUCGUACAAAAGUAAAUCUGAUUGUGAUAAACGCAUGUAUGUAACACCAUCACCAAAGAAUUUUAGAUAUAACUACUACACUUGAAACUAUUUCACCAGUCAGUAAUUCACUAAACAACAAACGUUGCGCGUUGUUAGAAGUAGGUUUCUCUCAGUCGUGUACAGACUACAAGCAAAGAAAUAAUGUUCACUAGUUUCAUCGCAAUGUCCGCAGGGACAAAUUGCAAGUAGAAUUUGUCGAUGAAAUGACCAACAGCGCCUAAAGGUCUUAGCAAUUGCUAAUGUCGACAGCAAGUAUUUAUUACUAUAAAAAGUGCAUUCUUUUAACUUUUUGGACUUUUGAGUUUUGCUGAGUUAAGAAUCAUCUUGGUUGAUACAGAGAAACUAAUCGAAGUUAUGCUAUUUUCUUAAAUUAAACGUUUUGGAUUUAAUAUUCACUUAGUAUUUAAUAGUGUAUGCUACACGCGAGAAUUCAAAAUAUUUCGAAAUCAUUAUCAAAAUGUCUGAAGAAUUUAGAAACUAAUUCAAAUUCAUGCACAUUUUGUUCAGAAAUAAACAAUCCUUCAGAAGUUCCAACUUAAAAAUGAUUUCAAGUGUCCAAUAACUAUGACAAUAUGAGUUUAAUAGAGUUAUUUAAUAGAAUGAGUGAAAUAGUUAACCUUACAUUGUUAAUCUCAUAUAUGUAGUUUUCUUUUUUGUUGUUUCCUUUUACACUCGCACAUCAUUUCAUUAAUAUUAGAUUCUGACUGAUGUACUUUUUUAGUUGAAAAGAAAAAAUCAAACAAAAUUGUCGAAAAAGAAUAAAUAUGUUGUGUUAUUCUUUUAAUGAAGAAAUCGGUUCGCUUAAAUUUCUUCAUUUCACUGUCUCUCGACCAGUACGAAGCGCAUGCAUGUUGGAUAAACGUUAUUGCAUGGUUUAGAAAGAGUUCGAAGCCGGCUGUAGGAUUCUUCUAUUAUCACUGCUCAGUUGCUGUUAAAUUGUUGUGAAUUUUCAAAAGUACGUAGGAAAAACAAAGUUUAUUGCUUGUUUUUCCGUUGUGCACACCAGCAGACUUUCAUGUCAUUUUUCUAACAGACAAAAAUCGUCAAACAACGAACCGAAGAGCAAAACUGUGACUGCAGUCAAUGCAGUUCUUAAAACGAUUGUUCCAUACCAUCUUUCUGUUGACCAUAUAUACCACUAAUUGGACGUGUCAAGGAAUUCGACUUGAAUAUCGUCCACACUUGGGCGAUGUAUUCAGUUAUUCGGAAGUACAAAUCACAGAGCGCAUGGACUUUGACAAACACAUUGAGGAAUGUGUCGAACGUGUUGAAACAAUUUACACCGAGCGGGUCAUCGAGUUACAUCCAAAUGUAACUGUCGAAAUAUCCAUCACUUGGGCACAGGUAACUCCGACUGACAACAACAAACGUGCUCAGCUUCUUGCUACUGUCGGUCAUGUGCAUCAGGUCGGCGGAACCUCUCUCGAAUUGGUCAUGGGUCCUGAUGGUCUUCACUUGCUUCCACCACCCAGUGACCCAACCUUUCCUCUGCAUGACAUUGACGUGGGCGACAAAUGGACAACACCGAUAAUGAACGCUUUGGGCGAAUUGGAAUAUAAACUGAUCAAUGCAGACGGUCAGGUGGCAACACUCGAAUUUGAUGGUGGCUUGAACAUGUUCAGUGGGGGUUUGUCAGAAGAAAUACAAGAACAAUGCGUUAAAUUUUAUACAGCCGAAAGUUUUCUCUAUCGUCUAGUUAAUAUGACUUUACGUAAAGAUGAUAGGAAUAAACUGAUUGGUGCUACAUUUGAAGGCAGAGUCUAUCGAGGUGCUCAACUUGAUGAACAAAUGUUGAGAGAUUAUAAAAACUCAGUUAGUGAAGUGCGAAAGUGGCUUGGAUAUUCAUCAACAAGUAAAAAUCGUCGUCUAGCUGAGAAUUUUGGCAAUACAUUAUUCAUAAUAAAAACAAUAAAAACUCGAGAAAAUACAAAUUGGGAUGUGUCAUUAUUAUCGGAAUAUCCGAAUGAAGACGAAUUACUUUUAACCGCCGGUAUAUCAUUUACUAUUAACAAAGUUGAAUGCAAUGGUGGAAAAUAUUUGAUCUAUCUUACCGUAAAACGUGGAUGGCAUUAA
This is a messenger RNA of Didymodactylos carnosus, 2947 nucleotides long. NCBI's taxonomy places the organism in Eukaryota, Metazoa, Rotifera, Eurotatoria, Philodinida, Philodinidae. The record is from the annotation of a GenBank genome assembly.